Molecule: messenger RNA, 2172 nt
Organism: Arvicola amphibius (Eurasian water vole)
Lineage: Eukaryota; Metazoa; Chordata; Mammalia; Rodentia; Cricetidae
Gene: Tada2a
Product: transcriptional adaptor 2A
Exons: 16
Coding region: 176-1507 (443 amino acids)
Biological process (GO): regulation of transcription by RNA polymerase II; chromatin remodeling
Cellular component (GO): SAGA-type complex; nucleus
Molecular function (GO): zinc ion binding; chromatin binding; transcription coactivator activity
Source: RefSeq, a predicted model, not a curated record
CGCACGCAGACCGGGGCGCGCGCGUAAGAGAGCCUGGCCCUCACGCGCGGUGGGAGGCUGUUCGGCGCGGAGGUGCGAGACCUGGCGAGGCGAUCGUCCAUUUGGGGCCUACUUCUGAAAUCUUGAAGAAGCCCCAUAUCAGGAAGAUCAAACAGCAGUCACUGUCAUUUAGAGAAUGGACCGUUUGGGUUCCUUUAGCAAUGAUCCAUCUGAUAAGCCCCCUUGCAGAGGCUGCUCCUCCUACCUCAUGGAACCUUACAUUAAGUGUGCUGAAUGUGGACCUCCUCCUUUCUUCUUGUGCUUGCAGUGUUUCACUCGAGGAUUUGAGUACAAGAAACAUCAGAGCGAUCAUACUUACGAAGUCAUGACCUCAGACUUUCCUGUUCUUGAUCCCAGCUGGACUGCUCAAGAAGAAAUGGCCCUUUUAGAAGCUGUAAUGGACUGUGGCUUUGGAAAUUGGCAGGAUGUAGCUAAUCAGAUGUGCACCAAAACCAAGGAGGAAUGUGAGAAGCACUACAUGAAGCAUUUCAUCAAUAACCCUCUGUUUGCAUCCACCCUGCUAAACCUGAAGCAAGCUGAGGCAGCCAGAACUGCUGACACAGCCAUCCCGUUUCACUCUGCAGAUGACCCUCCCCGGCCUGCCUUUGACUCUUUGCUGUCUCGGGACAUGGCAGGAUACAUGCCAGCUCGGGCAGAUUUCAUUGAGGAAUUUGACAAUUAUGCAGAAUGGGACUUAAGAGACAUUGAUUUUGUUGAAGACGACUCAGACAUCUUACAUGCUCUGAAGAUGGCUGUGGUGGAUAUCUAUCAUUCCAGGUUAAAAGAGAGGCAAAGACGAAAAAAGAUUAUAAGAGAUCAUGGAUUAGUCAAUCUUAGAAAGUUCCGAUUAAUGGAGCGGCGGUAUCCCAAGGAGGUCCAAGACCUUUAUGAAACAAUGAGGCGAUUUGCAAGGAUUGUGGGACCAGUGGAACAUGACAAGUUCAUUGAAAGCCAUGCAUUGGAAUUUGAACUCCGGAGGGAAAUCAAGAGACUCCAAGAAUAUAGGACAGCAGGCAUUACCAAUUUUUGUAGUGCCAGGACAUACGAUCACCUGAAGAAGACUAGAGAGGAGGAGCGCCUUAAACGCACUAUGCUCUCAGAAGUUCUCCAGUACAUCCAGGACAGCAGUGCAUGUCAGCAGUGGCUCCGCCGGCAGGCUGACAUUGAUUCUGGGCUGAGUCCUUCUGUUCUGAUGGCUUCAAACUCAGGAAGACGAUGUGCACCACCCUUGAACCUCACUGGCCUCCCUGGUACAGAGAAACUCAAUGAAAAAGAAAAGGAGCUCUGUCAGGUGGUGAGGCUGGUACCUGGAGCCUAUUUAGAGUAUAAGUCUGCUCUGUUGAAUGAGUGCAACAAGCAGGGAGGCUUGAGACUGGCACAGGCACGAGCACUCAUCAAGAUAGACGUGAACAAAACCCGGAAAAUCUAUGACUUCCUCAUCCGAGAAGGAUACAUCACUAAAGCCUGAGUCUCUGCUUGGCAAUGCAAACCAGAAGUUUGGAACGUGGCAGGUCAAAGGACAGUGUACACAUUCUGGAGACUUGUGUUUGAGUUGGAUUCUUAUUGUGAAAAGAAGGAAGACACAGGGACUCCAAGUGCGUCAAUUUCUUUCUUCUCUGCCCUGCUGUAAAGUGCUGUUGUGGGAUAGUGAUACAGAGUGUGUGCUUGCCAAGUUAUUAUUAAACACGAGUGGGCAUUCAUUCCUAGCACCCCUUGUAACUCAAACAAGAACCAUAGUACCUCACAUCCUGGCUUUGGUGAAAGUAGAACCAAGCCACAGCAUUUCAUCCCAGGGGUCCAGUGCGGAUCCUUGCACUUGAGAGCGGAGCUAGCUAACUCUGGCUUCCCAUCUUGCAGACAGAUUUUAAAUGAAGAGGAGGGUUUUUACAGCACAGGAAAGCCUUUUCUUUCAAGGAUUUUUUUUUUAAGCUGACAUCUUAGUUUAUGAGCUGAAGAGGUGGAAAAUCUCCCCCAUGAUGGUCUGUCUCAAGCUGCAUUUUUAACUUUAAUGUCUGGCUUUGUACUUUGCAGUCUGGCUGUCUGAUCUGCAGUAGACUCUUGAGGAGGUGGCACCGGAUAUAAAAUGUCUCUGUUAUUUUUAGAAUUAAUGGAUUAAAAUGUUUUGCUAUUUAA